UUGCUUGAGUUCAGCGUUUGUGUUUCCAUGUAGCUCGAUUUUCUAUUUUAGGAGAGUUUUGAGAUAGAAAAGAGAGAUUAAUGUAAUAUUCAAACUCUCAAGAGAGAAAUUAGAUUCCAAAAGAUUCACAUUAAGCAACUGAAGAACCAUAAAUGCUAUAUUAUGGCAAUGUUAAGGCCAAUUCUGCAUUUUUUUCAGACAUUGAUCCAAUGAUAUUAUCAUGGUAUUUUUAUUUUUUUUAUUUUACACAGCAGUCCAGCCUUGCAAUUGUCAUUUCAUUUUUAAAUUACUGAUGGCAUAACAAGGGGCGCUCACUAAAAACUUCCCAUGGAGGCCCAGGAAUGAAAAGGUCUUACAUUUAUUAGCCUUUCUCUGCAUAGGUCUCACCAAGAGUGACACAUUGUUUUAUGCUGCUGUGGAAUCCUCACUUGCUGGAGCCUGCAGGUUGCAUUGGGAGCCAUGAAGUGAAUUCAGAAAUCAGUGUCUCAUCUUGGAAGCAUUUGCCCUUCAAAACUGACUUCAUGGAUGGAAAGAGAUGAAGGGUUCUCUGAACUUCUUUGAGGUAUCUCAAACAUUUUUUGUUCUAAAACCAUGGGAAAAAACCUGGGACAUCUGGAUAUACAGCUAUUAGUGAGGCAUUUUUGUAUUUAGUGAAGGAUGAGUAACAUGAACUACCAUCAUGGAGGACAGAAGUUCAGAUACGAAAGACCAAGAUGGUACAAUUGAAUUCAUUGCUGUUAAGGAAGAGAAUAUUGAAGACGCAAGUGAGGAGGAUUUUCAGGGAAUGAAAUACUAUAAUAAAGAUACAGAUGAAAAGAACAUUGUGUAUUUAAAGGCGGAAAAUGAAGCAAAUAUGAACUAUGAGUGCACAGCAUCUGAAGAAAUCAAAAGUCUGUGUGAAGGAGUUAAAAAUGACUCAGACUUUUGUGUGUGUAAAGAUGAAGAUCCUUUGUUAUUAUCCACACAGGAUGUGGCAAACGAUUGCAGGAAAAUGUUCCCAUUAGAUGGUGAUCAGGCAAUAGCUAAGGAAGACAAGGAGGUAACAGACAAAAUUGAAGAACAGACCGCAAAAGUUAAACAUUUCAUUUGUGAAGUAUGUGGUAGGAAAUUCCUUUGUAAGAGUAGAUUGGUAGCUCACAUAAGAGUACAUACAAAAGAGAAGCCUUUUAGCUGUGAGGUGUGCAGUAAGUCAUUUUUGAGAAAAGAUUAUGUAGUAGAACACAUGAAAGUACAUUCAAGUGAGAAACCUUACAUAUGUGACGUAUGUAACAAAGACUUCUCUAGGAAAGGCCAUUUAGUGAAGCACAUCAAAGGAGUUCAUAUGAAGGAGAAACCUUACAGCUGUGAGGUUUGCAGCAAAGUUUUCUCUGUGAAAAGUGACCUAUCUGUGCACAUGAGAGUACACACAAAUGAGAAGCCUUAUACUUGUGAACUUUGUAGUAAGGUUUUCACUGUGAGAAGUAACCUGAUGAGACACAGAAGAUCACAUACUAAAGAGAAGCCUUAUAGUUGUGAGGUCUGCAGUAAGUCUUUCUUUAGGAAAGAUUAUUUAGUGGAACACAUAAGAGUACAUACAAAAGAGAAGCCUUUUAGCUGUGAGGUGUGCAGUAAGUCAUUUUUGAGAAAAGAUUAUGUAGUAGAACACAUGAAAGUACAUUCAAGUGAGAAACCUUACAUAUGUGACGUAUGUAACAAAGACUUCUCUAGGAAAGGCCAUUUAGUGAAGCACAUCAAAGGAGUUCAUAUGAAGGAGAAACCUUACAGCUGUGAGGUUUGCAGCAAAGUUUUCUCUGUGAAAAGUGACCUAUCUGUGCACAUGAGAGUACACACAAAUGAGAAGCCUUAUACUUGUGAACUUUGUAGUAAGGUUUUCACUGUGAGAAGUAACCUGAUGAGACACAGAAGAUCACAUACUAAAGAGAAGCCUUAUAGUUGUGAGGUCUGCAGUAAGUCUUUCUUUAGGAAAGAUUAUUUAGUGGAACACAUAAGAGUACAUACAAAAGAGAAGCCUUUUAGCUGUGAGGUGUGCAGUAAGUCAUUUUUGAGAAAAGAUUAUGUAGUAGAACACAUGAAAGUACAUUCAAGUGAGAAACCUUACAUAUGUGACGUAUGUAACAAAGACUUCUCUAGGAAAGGCCAUUUAGUGAAGCACAUCAAAGGAGUUCAUAUGAAGGAGAAACCUUACAGCUGUGAGGUUUGCAGCAAAGUUUUCUCUGUGAAAAGUGACCUAUCUGUGCACAUGAGAGUACACACAAAUGAGAAGCCUUAUACUUGUGAACUUUGUAGUAAGGUUUUCACUGUGAGAAGUAACCUGAUGAGACACAGAAGAUCACAUACUAAAGAGAAGCCUUAUAGUUGUGAGGUCUGCAGUAAGUCUUUCUUUAGGAAAGAUUAUUUAGUGGAACACAUAAGAGUACAUACAAAAGAGAAGCCUUUUAGCUGUGAGGUGUGCAGUAAGUCAUUUUUGAGAAAAGAUUAUGUAGUAGAACACAUGAAAGUACAUUCAAGUGAGAAACCUUACAUAUGUGACGUAUGUAACAAAGACUUCUCUAGGAAAGGCCAUUUAGUGAAGCACAUCAAAGGAGUUCAUAUGAAGGAGAAACCUUACAGCUGUGAGGUUUGCAGCAAAGUUUUCUCUGUGAAAAGUGACCUAUCUGUGCACAUGAGAGUACACACAAAUGAGAAGCCUUAUACUUGUGAACUUUGUAGUAAGGUUUUCACUGUGAGAAGUAACCUGAUGAGACACAGAAGAUCACAUACUAAAGAGAAGCCUUAUAGUUGUGAGGUCUGCAGUAAGUCUUUCUUUAGGAAAGAUUAUUUAGUGGAACACAUAAGAGUACAUACAAAUGAGAGGCCAUUUGGCUGUGAGUUAUGCAAGAAAUCCUUCUCAGAGAAAGGAAAUCUAGUGAGGCAUAUGCGAGUUCAUAAAUAGGUUAGAACUCAUAGUUGUAAGGUUAUAGUAAUGGUCACAGCAAGACAUAUUUUUGGUGCACAUAGCUGAGGGUACCUUGCAGGGACUGGUUGGGAAUUUGGUGUUGUUUUAU
This is a messenger RNA of Penaeus indicus, 3044 nucleotides long. Its product is annotated as zinc finger protein 260-like. Bases 680 to 2932 code for a protein of 750 amino acids. NCBI's taxonomy places the organism in Eukaryota, Metazoa, Arthropoda, Malacostraca, Decapoda, Penaeidae. Gene Ontology annotation, molecular function: DNA-binding transcription factor activity, RNA polymerase II-specific; RNA polymerase II cis-regulatory region sequence-specific DNA binding. The transcript is spliced from 3 exons. Gene Ontology annotation, biological process: regulation of DNA-templated transcription. The record is from RefSeq and is a predicted model, not a curated record.